UACGUUUUGCGCAUGUGCUAGGUCAAUAUGGCGGAUCUUUUGACGAAAUUGUAAAAGUUUGUCGAUUCGGCAGAUUUUUUAUUGGUCACAGUUAUUUCCUAUCCUUCGUUUUUAUGUACGUGUAUCUGCCAUCCUGGAUCGACCGUACCAGCCUCUCUAUUGCUCAUUCACACAUCUGAACAUUGGGACAGGUGUGAAGACAGAGCCGUCUUAUUCCUCAGCUGAAAUUCUUUCGCCCCUAGCAGCCAGUAUGCCUCCUAGAAGAAAAAGAAAACCUUCAGAAGAGCAAAAUACAGUUAUAUCUAAAAAGAGUAGAAGAGACACAAGUGGCUCUAGAAGAAGAGGUACCACUAUGGAUCCAUUGAAAGAACCCUUUUCUAUAAAAAGAUGCCGCAUGUGGUUUCAAGAGUUUUGCGGCGAUACUGACAAUUUUUUAGGACCUGAAGGCAUGGAAAAAUUUUGUGAGGAUAUUGGAGUAGAGCCAGAAAAUAUAGUUAUGUUGGUGAUAGCGUGGAAGCUAGAUGCAAAACAGAUGGGUUUCUUCACAGCAGACGAGUGGAUGAAAGGAAUGACCUCAUUACAAGUUGAUUCUAUUGUCAAAAUUCAAGCCAAGCUAGAAUACUUACGUUCACUUUUAAAUGACCCAGUAUUAUUCAAACAAAUUUAUAGAUACGCUUAUGACUUUGCGAGAGAUAAAGAUCAACGGAGUAUGGACAUAGACACAGCCAAAAUAAUGUUAUCACUACUUUUAGGAAAACAUUGGACGCUUUUUUCUAGCUUUCACCAAUUUCUUGAGCAAUCCAAAUAUAGAGUGAUCAAUAAGGAUCAGUGGUGCAAUAUUUUAGAAUUCAGUAGAACCAUCAACUCAGAUCUUAGUAAUUAUGAUGAAGACGGUGCAUGGCCUGUCAUGCUAGAUGAAUUUGUGGAUUGGCAACGGACAAAAACAACAUCAUAGUAAAUGCUUUUUGUGUUGUGUAUAUAAUAUAUAUAUAUAUAUGUUUGUGUGAUUGGUUUCCUAUAACUAUAUGCUUCAAUUGAAAUGCUGCAAAAUUUAUCCAUGAUGAAAGUAUCGACUGCAAAUGAAAAAGGACUAACAUGGUUGCCGAGCAUUCUCAUCAAGAUUUUUAUUUAAUCCUGUGUUCCGUUAUUGGAGAAGAAAUAUAUAUAUAUGUUACUUGCCUAUGAAGAUGCCACCGUUGAACACACAGAUUGUGUGAGGAAGGAAAAUCUGCCUAUAUGCAUCACAUUUCUUUGUAGAGGGAACAAUAGAUAGUACCGUAGCUAUAGCAAUGUGAUUGCUGAUUAUUUUAUUAUUGUACCAUGAAGAUUGCUGUAUUAAAGUAAAAUCUGUCUAAACUGGUACCUUCGUUAAAUUUUUGUUUGCACUCCUGUCACCAUGGUCUCUGUUGUUAGUGUGAGAAUAAGGCAAAGUAGGCACUUGUACACUACCGAUAACAUUGACCCUAUUCUUUUAAAUCUUUAAACUGAUUAAACGUUUUUUGAGGCUUAUUUUGUAAAAUUCUUUUUUUUUUGCUUCUUCAUUUUGUUUUUGUUAUAAUAUAACAAAAGUUUCUGUUAGUAUUACAACUUCAGUACUGUGUAUCAAAUUGGUUUCACACUGCAAAAUACAGAGCAAUAUCACUUGACACAAUUCAUUUUUGAUCGGGAUGUUCCUAAAUUUUUAAUUUAAUUUUAAAUAUUUCCUAUAUCUGUUUCAUACCUUCACUACCGUCAGCACAUAUGAGUAGAAAUGCAAUGUUUUUCAUUUUCUUUUGAAGAGAUUUGUAGAAUCGUGAUGUUCACUUGUUUGGACACCCAGAAUUUUUUUUGUAUCUGAAUGAUCGUUUACAAGGUUAGAUACAUGUACACUUAGCAAUUGCUUAAUAUAUAUUCUCAUUUUUUUGGUGAUCAAUUAUUAGACAGGUGUAACUGGAUUCUGGUCACCUGUUUAAGAUAGUUUUAAGAUAAAUAUUUAUGAUAUCUUUUCCUAGUUUGAUGUUUGACUGAUUUUAGUAUUGUACAUGUCAUUGUUUACCAAACUCAUUAGUAACCAUCAUCUUUUCCUUUACACUGGAUGUAGUUCUUGUCGAAGCAACAUGAUUUGUUUCUCUGUAGUUGUUGAAAAUAUACGUGAUACUUUUUUUUAAAAAACUCAAGUAUUUUUUUUUAUUCUGAAUGCUAUGAAUGCUAAAUACUAAAAAUGAAAAAAAUUUUGUUUGAAGAGGCACAUUGGGACAUAGAAAUGCUUGUAAUCAUACACCGAAAGGAGACCGAGUGUCAAGGUCAAAUUUUUAAAAAUUCCCUUACCCGAGGGCACUAAGGCAUUUGCAUUUAGGGCACAAAGGCAUUUGCAUUUUAUGCCUCUGUGAAGUUUAGCCUGCAUACAUGUAUAUACUUCAAUCAAUGGCAUACAGUCAGGGAUCGAUUAUAUCGCAUGCAUUCAUUUAUUUUGGUUCGGGACUAUUGUGUGAAAUAUUUCGUCUGAAUUCGCAUGAAGUAUAGGAAACCUGGAAUAAAUUUUUGCAUUUCAAUGCUUUGCAGCAUACUUAAAUGCUCUGAUCGUUUUGACUUUCUAUAUGAUUGUGUCCGAAUUUCUUUUGCUAGCAAUUUUGAAUAGUGUACCAAUGAAUUUGGAUUCACUUCUGUUCUAAAUUACCUGCGGACAAGGCAUACAAAUUCAGGCAAUCAAAUAUGUCGCAUAAUAGUCCAAAGAAUUCAAUACAGCUCUUCUCUGACUGAACUUACUGCAAGGGGAGUCUCCCAAGGUGAAUAUUUCUGUUUGGAUUUUUUUUGUUGCUAGCGAGUUCACUGAAAGGUAACAACAUAAUCAGUAUGUGUAUUUUAAUCAUUUUGGUUUGCAACCAUCAGCUUUAUUUUCUGGUCCAGUUGUAAUAAAUUAUAUUUGAAUUGUGUACACACAAACCAAAGAGGAACGAAUAACUACCCAGUAUAUACUUUUUGCUGAUCAAAAGAACAUAUCAUUUAUAACAAUUACAAUGUACUUUUACGGUAUAAUAAAAUAAUUUUACACUAUUGCAA
Molecule: messenger RNA, 3039 nt
Organism: Saccoglossus kowalevskii
Lineage: Eukaryota; Metazoa; Hemichordata; Enteropneusta; Harrimaniidae
Product: DCN1-like protein 4
Biological process (GO): protein neddylation
Cellular component (GO): ubiquitin ligase complex
Molecular function (GO): ubiquitin-like protein binding; cullin family protein binding; ubiquitin conjugating enzyme binding
Source: RefSeq, a predicted model, not a curated record